Messenger RNA from Plasmodium adleri (nom. inval.), 7128 nucleotides. RefSeq names its product tyrosine kinase-like protein, putative. Bases 1 to 7128 code for a protein of 2375 amino acids. NCBI's taxonomy places the organism in Eukaryota, Apicomplexa, Aconoidasida, Haemosporida, Plasmodiidae. Gene Ontology annotation, molecular function: protein kinase activity; ATP binding. The transcript has a single exon. Gene Ontology annotation, biological process: protein phosphorylation. The record is from RefSeq and is a predicted model, not a curated record.
AUGGAGAAUCCAUUUAAGAUUCCAAAAAAUGAUGUUGAAAUGAAUAAUAAUAAUAAUAAUAAUAAUUCAAAGAAUAUACAUAAUAAUAUACAUAAUAAUAAUAUACCUAAUAAUAAUUAUUAUAUAAAUAAUAAUAGUCAUAUAAGUAAUUUUAAUAAGAACCCCAAUAAUAGUAGUAGUAGUAAUAAGAAUAUAUUAAGAAGUAGCAAAAUAAAUAAAAAGUUAUUAUAUAAUACAUAUCCUAAGAAUAUUAACAUAUUAAAUAAUAAUAGUAAUAGUAGCAGCAGUAGCAGUAGUAGCAGUAGUAGUAGUAAUAGUAGUAGUAGUAGUAUUAGUAUUAAUUUACAUAUGAACACAUUAUCAAAUAAUAAUAAGAUAAUAAAAAAAAAAGAAUUUAAUAACGAGUUUUUAAAUAAUAAGAAGAGUCCAAGUGAAGAGGAUAAGAAUUUUAACCUUGUAUAUAUAAAUAACAAUAUAUUGUUUAAUGAAAAAAAUAAUAAUAUUAAUACAUAUACAAGAACAUUAAGUUUUAAAAGUUGUAAUAAUGAGCACAUACAAGAAUAUAAAAACGAUAAAUAUUAUGCGAGUCAUAUUAAGCAUUUAGAAAAUCUUGAAAUUGAUCAUUUUGUAGGGGAUCAUAAUUCCAGCUUAUUCCUUUCAAAUAAAGAAAUCAAGUCUGGUUUAAAAGCAAAUAUGAGAAAUAAUAAUAUAGAAAAUAAUAAUAUAAAUAAAAAUAAUAGUACUACUAAUAAUUUUGUAAGUAAUAAUAUUGGAAAAUAUCUAGCUUGUGGUUUGAAUGAUCAUAAGAUAAUUAAUAUUAGCAACAAUAAUAAUAAUUCAAAUAAUAUUAAUUCAAAUAAUAUUAAUACAAAUAAUAUUAAUACAAAUAAUAUUAAUAGAAAAAAUUUAUUCUUGUCACAUAAAAUAAAUACAUAUAGUAACACUCAAGGUAUAUAUUGUAUAAAGAAUCUUGUGGGGGAAAAAAUCAUCAACAAUAAUAAUAACAUCAACAAUAAUAAUAACAUCAACAAUAAUAAUAAUAGUUGUAAUAAUAAUAAUAGUAGUUGUAGUAAUAUACCUGUGAACGAUAAUAAUAAAAAUAAUAAAAAUAUUAUAUUAGAUAAUUUUAUGGAAAUUAGAAAUAAGAUAUAUAAUAUUAAGAGAGAAAAAAGUGACUACGAAAAAGAAGAAAAAUAUCAUCUUCAUUUAAAAGAGUUAGAUAAAUAUAAAAAUAUAUCAAGUAGUAAUAAUAUAAGAACAAAUCAAAACAUGACACAUACUAAUAUGAAUCCUUACGAUCAUAUAUAUGGUUUUUCUGAAAAAAAUAAAAAAAAAGAACAAGAAUUAUUAAUGAAGAGAAAAGAAGAUAUACAUAAUAAUAAUAUACAUAAUAAUAAUAUACAUAAUAAUAAUAACAUGAACAAUAUGAAUAACAAAAUAACAUUUGUAAAUAUAUUUGAGGAUAAAAAAAAUUCAGAAAUCAUUUUUGAAAAAAGAAAAGGAUUAGAUCAAGAAGAAAAAUGUUUCAAUUAUUUAGAAAGAAAAGCAAAUCAUAUGAACAUGGAUUUUAAUAAUAAUAAUAAUAUGAACUUUAAUAAUAACAUCAUAACAAACAAUAUGUAUAAUAAUAUUAAUAUUAAUAAUAAUAAUAAUAACUUAGAUUAUAAUAAUCUGAAUGGUCAUUUCUUAAAUAACUUAUCCAUUAAUAACAAUCAUAAUAGAACAAAUAACGAAACAAAUAUAAUAAACGCAGGUGUAAAAAAAUAUUUUCUUGUAAAUGAUAGAAAUAGCCUUAUGAUGAAUGAAGCAAAAAAUAAAUAUUUAAACCAUCGCCCUCUUGAAGAUCAUAUGGAUAGAAAAAUAAAAAAAUAUGAACAAGAACAAUAUGAAAAGUUAUCCCCUUAUAAAGAAUUUAAGGAAGAAUCAAAUAGAAACAUCAAUAUAUAUCAAAAUAAUAAUAUUAAUAAUAAUUUCAAUCAAGGUGGACAUAAUAAUAAUAUCAACACAUCUAAAUAUUUAUAUAGACAAGGAAUUAAAGGAAUUAAAGAAGAUGAUAUAUUUGAAGAACAUAAUAAACAAGAAGUAUCAUAUAACUCGACAGAUCAUCAUUCCAAAAAUAAUUUAUUAACAAAUGUGAUAUAUCAAAAUGACAACAAUAGUAAUGUUAAUCACAUGAAUAGUUUGAAUCACAUGAAUAGUUUGAAUCAUAUGAAUAGUUUGAAUCAUAUAAAUAGUGUGAAUCAUAUGAAUAGUUUGAAUAAUAUAAAUUGUGUGAAUAAUAUAAAUUGUGUCAAUCAUAUCAGCGCUUAUUAUAAAAACUAUUUACACAAUGAUAUCUUUGGAGACCCAAAUAACAAUGGAUCAAGGAACAACGCUCAUGUUAGAAAAGAAUUUAUGGAAGAUAAAGAUAAUAAUAAUAAAUACAUAAAGAAAUGCUUGAAAAUUCCAAGUGAUGAAAAAAAUAUGGAGGACUAUAAAAAUAAUAAGGAUGCUAAUAAAGAGGCAUUAUUUAAAAUGAACGAAAAAAAAAAUAUAUGUAUUGAAUGUAAUGACAACUUAAUUAAAGGAAACAAUAGCAACAAUAGUUCUAUAUUUACAAGAGAGCAUGUUGUGCAUGCAAAUGCAAAUGGAAAUUCACAGAUAGCUGUAAAUAUGAUGAAUGAGAAAAAAAAUAAAGAUAAUAUUAUAAUAUUAAAUAAAAAACUUAAAAAUAGUAAUAGCAUUAUAGAUAUAAUAGAUAAUGAUAAUAAAAAUAAUGAUUGUAAAAAAAAUAUAUAUGUAGAUGUACAUAAUAUAAAUAUAUCAGACAGUGAAAAGAAAAAAAAGGAUUCUACUGAGGUUCCAAGUAAUAACAUAGAUGACUUAAAUAAUAAUAAUAGUUCUUCUUAUUAUAAAGAAAAUUGUUUUAAUAAUGAAAAUGUUAUAUAUGAUGAAGAAAAGAAUAUUUUUAGAACUAAAGAAAAUACAAAUAUUAAAAUAUAUAGAAGAAGUUUAGAAAAAGAAAGGAUGUUAAAUUUUCCUUUAAUUCAUUUAGGAGAGAAUGAUGUAAUAGUUAAAAGAAUUAAAUUAUAUUAUCCUUUAAGAAAUAAGAAUGUCUUUACGAAUAUUUCAAAAAUUAUUUUUAUGACAAAUACGAAUAUAUGUUCAUUAUAUAUAAGUGAUUCUUUAUUGAUCCAUUAUGAUAAUAUCAAAAUAAGUUCAUACUUGUCUAAAGGUGGUUUUGGUGUGGUAUAUAAGGGUAGCUUGAUAAGGAAGAUGAAGAGAAAUGAUAUGCUGUCUAAUGAGGAUAUGGGUACUGAGGAGAGGGGUGAUUCACAGGGUAACAGGAAGGAUAAAAUGAAGGAAGGAGAUUAUGAUGAUGAGGAGGAAGAAGAUGAUGAUGAGGAAGAAGAUGAUGAAGAUGAGGAAGAUGACGAUGAUGAUGAUGACGACGAUGAUGAUGAUGAUGACGACGACGAUGAUGACGAUGAUGAUGAUGACGAUGACGAUGAUGACAACGACGAUGAUGACAACGACAAUGAUGACAACGACAAUGAUGACGACGAUAAUGAUGACGACGAUAAUGAUAACCAUAAGGAUGACCCCUUUAAUUUUCCCAUUGAGAGUCCAAAUCAAAAGUGUGCAAAAAAUAAAAUAAGAAAUGAGUAUGACGAAGAUUAUAUAAAAAACCUGUGUGAAGGGAGAUACAUAAGAGAUGGUGGUGAUGACAAUGAAUUUUUCAGUAUUAACAAUAAUAAGAAUGAAAUGAACAAUAAUAACGUGAAUGAUAAUAUAAAUAAUAAUAACAAUAAUAUUUUUUAUAGACAACGUAAUAGUGUUUAUUAUGACGAGGUUGAUAAGAACGGAGAAAAGAAUGGUAAAGAAAAUGAAAUGAAAGAUGAAAAUAAUUGUAGUAUAAAGAAGAAAAAAAAAUGUCAUAAUAAUGAUACUUCAAAAUGUAUAAAGAGUAAUAAAAAAUUAUGUUAUUUAAGAAAUCAAUUGAUAGAAAAAUUUUUUGAUUCAUUGAAUUAUAAAAUAGAUCAAAAUGAAGAUUGUGUUGAUAAAAUAGAUGAUAAAGAAAAAUAUAAUUUUAAUUUAUUUACAAAUGGUGAUAAUUGUAUGUAUGAUCAUAUGUUGAGAACUGGGAAGAAAGAUAUGGCUCUACCUAAUGCAACAAAUAAUGUAUUAUCAAAUAAUAUCCCAUAUAAUAAUAAUAAUAAUAAUAAUAAUAAUGUGGUAAAUAUAAAUAAUGUCAAUAAUAAUCACAACCUUACGAAUAGUAGUAAUAAUUUCGGAACUGAGAAUAACUUACUAAGUAGUCUCAUACAUCUAAAUAGAUCAAGCGAGAUAAACAAAAAAGGUUUGGGCUUCCAAACAAAUGAUCCUAAUAUUUUAGAUAAAGAACAUUAUUAUUUUAAAGAUGAAAAGAAAAACAAUAAUAUUGGAGAAACAUCCAAUUAUGUUCAUACAUCGAAUAAUCAACAAUAUAUUGUAAAUCAAGCUAAUGAUAUUAUUGAUGAAGAAUAUUGUAAUGAGAAUAAAGAGAAAAUUAAUAAUUGUUGUUGUGGUUCUUUAAAAGAUGAUUGCUGUAAUAAAAAUAAUCAAUGUGGUUCAUCACAGUUUAAUGAAAUAAGACGAUUAAAAAAGAAAAUGAUAAAAUAUAUUUAUUCAGAUAAAAUGAGUGAUAAAAUUAUUAUUGAUAAGAAUGAAUUUUUAAAUGAAUUAGAUAAAAUAAUAUCUAAAAUGAAAACGAUAAAUAAAGAUUUAGAAAAAAAACAUCAUGAAGAAAUUAUGUCGUAUUUAUUGUUAGAUGUAUAUCAUAAUAAUAUUGUUUAUAAAAAUAAUUAUGGAUUCUUAUAUGUAAAUAGUAAAAAUAUUAUAACAUAUGGUAUAACCAAAGAGAGCUUAUAUAUAUUUGACAAUAAAAAUAUAUUCCAUUAUUAUAGUGAUAAAUGUAUAUUUAAAAUAAUAUUUAUAGAUGAACAUAAAGAAUUAUUAAAGUUUAAAAAUUUUACAGUUUUUAAUGUAUUAAAUAAUGAAAAAAUAGUAAAUAAUUCUUCUAUUUUAAAGAAUGAAAUUGAUAAACAUAAAAAUGGAUUAAACAAGCUAGCUAUUAUACCAUUUAGUAAAAUGAGUAUAAAUAAUUUAUUGCAUGCACUCAUAUUUGGAUUCCUAAAAUUUCUUUUUAAUUUAAGAAAAAAAUAUCACAAACAACCUAAUGGAAAUUGUGCAUGUAAUAUGGAAGAUCAUAAUAUAAUAAAUAAUAUAGUAAUUGAAAAUAAUAUUAUAUAUAAUAAGAAUGAUCCUACUUGUAUUCUAUCAUCUAAUAUGAAGGCUUCGAAUGAGUCUCUUAACAACAUAUUGGUAUCUCCCUGUAGUAUAGAAAAAGGUGAUCAUAUAAAUAACAACAUGUAUCAUAAUAAAUGCAAUCAUCAAAUGAAUUAUAACAUCAUUAUAAAUGAUACGAACAUUCAAAAUGUUGUAGGUAAUAAUUUGGAUCAUUAUAUAAUGUGUAAUUGUCAAGUGGUCGAUACGGAUGAUAAGAAGAAAGGAGGUCCAACAAGUAUAAAUAAUGUGAAUGAAAAGGAAAAUAUGAAUAAAUACAACAAUAAUAAUAAUAUGAAUAAUAUGAAUAAUAUGAAUAAUAUGAAUAAUUUGAAUAAUUUGAUUAAUAUUAAUUGUUCUGGUGAAGCACAUAAUAAAGGUGGUAAUCAAGAUGACAACAAUAAUAAUAAUAAUAUGAAUCGUCAUAAUAUAAACCAUGAAAAUUUUCUCAAUAACCAUAUGCAUGCAGCAGAUGAUCAUCAUUCAAUGAUACCAAAAAAUGUAGUAGACAAAAUAGAUAACAAAGGCAAAAUUAAUUCAAGUAAUUGCCUUAUUAGUAGUACCCUUAUAAACACAAAUAAUUCAGACGAAUCAAAGACGACCAUGCUCUUAAAUCUUUCAAAGAAUAAUAAAAAUAUUUCAAAAGAAUAUAUAAUUAAUGAAAAAGAAUAUACAUAUUCUCCAAAAAUUAAUGACAAGGAGGAACAACAACCACAUAUGGUAUCUCCAGAGUGUAGUGAAAAGGGGGAACUGCAAGGAAAAAUGAAAAAAAAGGAAAAUAAUAAUAAAAAUGAUAAGAAAAAAAAGAAAAAGAAAAAAGAAAAUGAAAAUAAAAAUAAAAAGAAUAAAAGUAAAAGCAAAAAUAAAAGUAAAAGCAAAAAUAAAAGUAACAAAAUGGAAGAUCAUGUAAAAAAAAAUAACAAAAAAAAUAAAAAUCAUAUGAAUCAUGAGAAAGAUAAGGAUCAUGAUGUUGAUGUUGAUGGUGAUGGUGAUAAUUAUGGUGAUAGUAACAAAUGUAUAAACAAUAAUUUGAGAAAAAAAGAAAAUAGGAAUAAUAAUAAAUUGGAUGAUAAUCAUAGUACUACUCAUCAUGAUAGUGAAGAAAUAAUAUAUAUGAAAACCCCGGUUGCUAUAAAAAUCCAUGAUUUAAAAGAUAGUAAAAAUUUAAAAAAUUUCCUUAGAGAAAUAGAAAUAUAUAAAAAUUUACAGCGUCCAAAUAUAUGUACAUUUUAUGGUAUAUGUAUAAAAUCAAAUAAGUUAAUGUUAUUAUUAGAAUAUUAUGCAAAAGGAAAUUUAUUUAAUUUUUUAAAAAAUAAAAAUAAAAUACAUAAAAAACAAAGAUUAGAAUGGGCAAUACAAAUAUCAUGUAUAGUACAUGAGUUGCAUGCACACAAUCCACCAAUAAUAAAUGGAGAUAUAAAAACAUCAAAUAUAUUAAUAGAUGAUGAUAUGAAUUUAGUAAUGUGUGAUUUUGGAAAAGCUAGAUUUAAAAAUACUAAACUAUAUAGUAAUUUUGGAUCCUAUAGAUAUAUGGCACCUGAAACAUUUAGUUGUACGACUGAAGUUACAGAAAAAAUUGAUAUAUGGAGUGCAGCAUGUUGUAUUGUUGAAAUAUUUUCAAGUAAAUAUCCUUAUUAUAAUUUAACAAAAAAUGUUAAAAUCAGACAUGAAUUAUUAGUUAAUAAAAGAACUCCUCAUAUACCUAACUUCUUACCAAACUCCAUAAAAAAAUGCUUGCAAAAGUGUUUUAGUUUUCAGCCAGAGGAUAGACCAACAGCAUAUGAAAUGUAUAAGUCUCUUAAAAAAAUUAAGGUCGUAGAGUGA